AUGAAACUUUUGCCUUUUUGCACUUGGUUGACGUGCUUUUUGGUGGUCAGCUUGUGCCUGGGCUGUGAGUGCGGCGCACUGAGGCGGACCGGCAGGUCUAAGAGGGACUUGGUGCGGGUGAGGGAGGCUGCUGCUGCUGUCUCUCGCGGUGUGUGCGGCACUCGGCUGCCGCGGGGCAAGCGCUCAGUGUCUGGAGCGGAGCGGCGCUUCGGGCAGCCGGCGGAGAACCAGGCGCUCCGUCGCACCUCCGUUUACUUUAGCGGCAGAGGAGAUCAGAUGCGCCUGAAACCCAGCGUGGAGGUCCCGCGGGGCAAUUUCACCCUGGAGAUGUGGAUCAAACCCGAGGGCGGGCAGCGCUCCCCAAACGUGAUCGCAGGGCUCUUUGACAAAUGUUUCUACGCAUCCUGCGACAGAGGCUGGUUACUUGGCAUCAGACCAGUGAGCGAUCAAGGAAACAGGGACCCUCGUUUCUACUUCUCUCUCAAAACAGACAGAGCACACAAGGCCACCACGAUUACCUCCAAUGCCGCCUACUCUCCCAACCAGUGGCAGCACCUGGCUAUCACCUACAACGGCCUCCACAUGAAGCUCUACGUGAACGGAGCACAAGUGGCUGUGAGCAGAGAGCAGUCAGGCGAGAUCUUUAGUCCACUUACCAAAAAGUGCAAAGUGCUAAUGGUAGGUGGCAAUGCUCUCAACCAAAACUAUAGAGGAACCCUGGAGCACUUGAGCCUGUGGAAAGGAGCUUUGAGCCAGCGAGAGAUAAUCAGAUACAUGAAGAGCCAUGGUCGGGACUACCAGGAAAACCUCUCAGAAAUGGUAGUUUAUGAGAACUUUAAAAAUAUCUCUCGGAAAUGGUUGACGGUGAAAGAUGGAAGGUUUCCCCGGGUAGGGAUUUCUGACCGGACAUGGACAGGAGACCUUGGUGGCUCUGUUAACACAGCACUUAUCCCUCCAGUGUGUGGGCAGACCAUCUGCGACAAUGUGCAAGUGGUCACGAACUACAACAAUUUCUGGAACUUCCGCAAGCCCAAGACAGUGCGUUACCGCCUGGUGAACGUUUAUGAUGAUGAUGGUCGUUGGCCAACUGUUACAGAGCACCAGAUCAACCUUCAACAUCAGUAUCUCAAUUCUGCCUUUAGCAAAUACAACAUCACCUGGGAGCGUACAGUUCACAACGUCUUCAACUCUUCCUUACGCAACCGGCUGGUCCUGGCCAACUGUGACAUCAACAAAGUGGGUGAUGAGGAGUGCGACCCAGAAUGCAACCACACGCUGACUGGAUUUGAUGCGGGCUACUGUAGGAGGCAGACCAUGAGCUGUCCUCUGUACAAAAUGGGAAACGGAGUCUGUGAUCCUGAGUGUAACUGGGAUAAUUAUUACUAUGAUAAGGGCGACUGCUGCAACUCCAAUUAUACCGACGUCACCAAGACUUGCUUUAAUCCCAAAUCACACAACAGGGCAUACUUGGACGUGAAGGAACUGAAGGAUGUUUUGCGCCUGAAUGGCUCCACACACUUGAAUGUCUUCUUUGCUAAUGCCACUGAUGAGGACCUGGCAGGGGUGGCCACAUGGCCUUGGGAUAAAGAGGCCUUAUCACAUUUAGGUGGGAUCGUGUUGAACCCCUUGUUCUAUGGCACAUUUGGCCACACAGACACCAUGAUUCACGAGAUCGGCCAUAGUCUCGGACUCUAUCAUGUCUUCAGGGGGAUUUCUGAGGUAGAGUCAUGCAACGACGCCUGUCUGGAGACGGAACCCUCGUUAGAAACUGGAGACCUGUGUGCCGAUACAAACCCCACACCCAAGUAUAAGUACUGCCGGGACCCUGAGAGUGGAAAUGAUACCUGCGGCCAGCGCCAGUUCAAGCACACACCAUACAGGAAUUAUAUGAGCUAUGCUGAUGACGGCUGCACGGAUUCCUUCACUAUGAACCAGGUGGCUCGAAUGCACUGCUACUUAGAUCUGAUUUACCAAACUUGGAGGACUGAGAGUAAACCAGCCCCAGUUCCCUUAGCUCCUCGACUGAUGGAGCAAGCAGAAGAUGCCCUCACUCUGGAGUGGUUCCCUACACUUACUGGCCAUUACUUUGACAGAGAAGUGGGAUCAGUAUGUGACAGUUGUACUGAGGGCCAAGUGUUCCUACAGUACGCCUCACACUCGUCCUCCCCCAAACCCUGUGCUACAUCAGGACACUGGAGUCCACGAGAGGCGGAGGGUCCACCGGACGUGGAGCAGGUGUGUGAACCAAGCGUGCGAACCUGGAGUCCCCACGCUGGCCUUGACUCUAGCAGUGUGGGCUCAGCCUCGUGCCCCCCGCAGGGAUGCAUGCUUCAGCUGAACUUUGCCUACCCACUGGUACCAGACUCGCUUACUGUCUGGAUUACAUUUUUCUCCUCAAUGGAAAGUGAUCUGGCUGCUAUCCACAACAUCCUACUCUUGACUCUGAGUGGUAAUAAUGUGUCGUUGGGCCCCCAGAGUGUGUUCUGCGACACGCCACUGACAGUAAAACUGGCAGUGGAAGAGGAGGUGUAUGGGGUUCAGUUCUUCACCAUGGACCACCACUUAGAGAUUGAUGCCACACUGAUGGCCUCAAAACCAGGUCAUGUUCUCUGCCAGGAGUGCCAACCCCUGCACUACAUGCUGACACGGGAUCCACCUUUUAGUAAUGCUCCUCAUGGGUUGGUCUUCAUGGACACCACUAGGAGAUUUACAGACAGGGACAUACAGCCUGGUGAGACGUACACCUACCAGGUACUGACUGUAUCCAUGACAGCAGAAAGUGAAGCAUCACCCCCUCUUGUACAUCAGUUGGGGUCACCAUACUGUGGAGAUGGACUUAUUCAACAAUAUCUGGGAGAGCAAUGUGAUGACAUGAAUGUUGCCAAUGGAGAUGGCUGCUCCAACCAGUGCAAGAAAGAACCUUUGUUUAACUGUGUUGAUGAGCCCAGUCUUUGCUACUUCUAUGAUGGUGAUGGAGUUUGUGAGGAGUUUGAGCGUGAGACAAGUGUACGGGACUGUGGACUCUACACACCCAAUGGUUUCCUGGACCAGUGGGCCACAAGGGUGGAGGUUUCCAAUGAGGACAAGAUUUACUGCCCUGCAGAGGUGGCUGCUGGGUAUCCUGCUGUAACAAAGAGCUGCCAGUCCAAGGUGUUUGACCUUUCUGAUGGGGUAUCUCAGUAUGCCUGGUUUCCUUGUGAUCAGGCACAGACACACAUCUGGAACUUCCAGUACAGGUUAAAGGCCUAUUAUUCACACCCUAUGGUGGCUGCUGCUGUCAUUAUUCACCUGGCUGCAGAUGGGACUGUCUACAACGACCAAAGUCAGAGUAAUAUCACUGUCCAGCUGGUGGACACUAAGGAGCAGCUCCACAGUCUGGGUGAUUGGCGGCUCAGUUGCCGGAACAAUCCUCUGGUGAUCCCAGUGAGUCAUGACCUAAGCAUGGCCUUCUACAGGACCAAGGCCAUUGUGGUGAGCUUCCGCUCAUCUCUGGUGGCAAUCUCUGGUGUGGGUUUGCGCUCCUUUCAGUACUUUGACCCCAUAACUAUCAGUGGCUGCCAGAGCAAUGAGAUAUACAACCCUAUGGGCCAAAGUUGUGUGCAUUACUCAUGCGAUACUAUUGACUGUCAAAGACCUAUAGUCCAUAACGCAGAGAUGAAGUGCAGCAGCCCAGGCUACUUCAACGGCGUCCGCUGUACCGUCACCUGUAACCGCGGAUACAGCCUCAAAAUCCACAGAGAUGACGACAUCAUCAAAACACAGUCGGACUUCUUUGCCACCCUCACCUGUGUUGAUGGAAAGUGGAAUAAGCACGUGUCCUGUGAGCCAGUGGACUGCGGACGCCCCGACAAGUACCACGUUCACCCAGCCAUCUUUCACUUUUUAGAGGGCACUACCUACGGCAAGAGGUGCACUUUCCAGUGCAGGCAUCCAGCACAGCUGAUAGGCAGUAAUAAUGUGCUGACGUGUAUGGAAGAUGGGAUGUGGUCCUUUCCCCAAGCAAUGUGCGAGCUACGCUGUCCUGCACCACCUCCCAUCCCCAAUGCCAUCCUGCAGACCAAACGGUGCAAUACCACUGGUCUUAAAGUGGGCUCCCUGUGCAAGUAUAAAUGCAAGCCUGGAUACCACAUUCCUACUGCUGAAAAACACACCAGACGCGCAUUCACCCGGCAGUGUACAGAGGAUGGUAGCUGGCAGCCAGGCAUGUGUGUGCCCGUGACAUGUCCGCCACCUGCACCAGUCUUCCACGGCAGCUACCAAUGCACCAACGGUUUCCAGUUUAACAGCGAGUGCUGGCUGAGCUGCCCCGAGACCAACGACAUGGUUUCCAGCACCACCACCACUGUUAUUCGCUGCAGAAAGGAUGGGAACUGGACUGGAUCUUUCCAGAUCUGUCCACAAAUAAAAGGCCAGUGCUCACUUCCUCAGAACCUGAGUCCUCACAUCCAGCUCAGCUGCAGCGGACGAUACGGCAUAGGAGAGGAAUGUGAGCUGAGUUGUAUGGAUUCUGGCAGCAGUGUGGUUCAUCUCCCAAGGAACAUGACAGUAGAGGCCUUGAUGAAGGACCACUGGAGAAAUCCACUCAAAGCUCGGAGUAUAAUUUGUACAAUUGGUCUGAAGUGGUAUCCAAGCCCUGAAAAUCUCCACUGCAUUAAAGGUUGUGAGCCUUUCAUGGGUGAUAACUACUGUGACGCUAUCAACAACCGAGCAUUCUGUAACUAUGAUGGUGGAGACUGCUGCCAUUCUACUGUUAAAACUAAAAUGGUGAUACCAUUCCCCACGUCUUGUGAUACAAAAGAAGACUGUGCAUGUCGAGACCCCAACGCCCAGGAAAACAGCAAAGGACCCAGACAUCGCUCCAUGGGCUGA
Molecule: messenger RNA, 4869 nt
Organism: Trichomycterus rosablanca
Lineage: Eukaryota; Metazoa; Chordata; Actinopteri; Siluriformes; Trichomycteridae
Gene: pappab
Product: pregnancy-associated plasma protein A, pappalysin 1b
Exons: 22
Coding region: 1-4869 (1622 amino acids)
Biological process (GO): proteolysis; cell surface receptor signaling pathway
Molecular function (GO): metalloendopeptidase activity
Source: RefSeq, a predicted model, not a curated record